Messenger RNA from Ictalurus punctatus (channel catfish), 2314 nucleotides. RefSeq names its product C1GALT1-specific chaperone 1 (gene c1galt1c1). NCBI's taxonomy places the organism in Eukaryota, Metazoa, Chordata, Actinopteri, Siluriformes, Ictaluridae. The transcript is spliced from 2 exons. Bases 406 to 1365 code for a protein of 319 amino acids. The record is from RefSeq and is a predicted model, not a curated record. Gene Ontology annotation, molecular function: N-acetylgalactosaminide beta-1,3-galactosyltransferase activity.
CAGUUUUAGUUUGUUCUCAUCUUUUUUCCUCUUAUUUUUUUUUAAACUACAUAAGAAUAUAUUAUACAUCAGAAUAUUUAUGUAUAAUUUUUCCGAACUUGUUGUCCUAUAUGUUUAGUAAACUCGGCUCUCUAGUUUUUCGGCUUGUUUGAAUAUCUUUUAUACUGCCUAUCCCAUGAUAGCUGGUGACGUCACUAGUGAGCUGUGAACUCUUUUCCCUACAUCCGGCUGCACUGGAUCACGGAAUGAAAGCCACUUAAUUACAGCAGUAUUACUGUUACUAAUGACAACAGGUAAAUAAAGUGUAUCAAGCGGGGGCGAAAAAACGGAAAUUAUUCAGAUGUGCGUUUAGCUUUUUAGCUAACUGGGCAGCAACUUCAACAAGGGAGAGAACCAUUUGGCAAAAUGGUGUCUGAAGGCAGUUCGUUUUUCAAGGGCAUGGUCCUGGGAGGAAUUUUCUGUUUGGUAUUGUCACUAUUUGGAACCUUUAGUCCAACGAUUCCCCAUCCUGCAGAAAUGCACCACGACCACCACCAUCAUCUCAAACCUCACAGCAAAGAGGAUAUGCAAAAGUUAAGCAAGACUCAGAUGUCUCAUCUCACCCAGAUGGUGCGAGUGUAUUGUAUGAUUAUGGUGACACCCAAGAGCUUGAUGCACUGGGCUGCUACCAACAACACUUGGAGCAAACACUGUGAUAAGUCCGUUUUCUACAGCUCUGAAUCAUCCAAAGUAAUGGAGGCUGUUGAUCAGCAGGAAAAGGACGAGUGGAUUAGGCUGCGUAAAGCAAUCGUGCAUGCAUACAAGCAUGCAGAUGGCCUCCGCUGGUUCUACAUUGCCCGACCCACGACCUUCACCAUCAUUGAGAACCUUAAAUAUCUGGUUCUGGUUAAAGAUCCCAGUCAGCCCUUUUACAUUGGCCAUGUGGAAAAGUCUGGUGAGCUGGAGUAUGUGGAGUACAGCAGUGGCAUUGUGCUUAGUUAUGAGGCUGUGAAAAGACUCAUUAGCAUAUUUGAUGAUGAGGACAGGUGCCCUGAGCAAGGCUAUAGCUUGUGGAAGCUGAGUGAAGAGAAGCAGCUUGCUACAUGCCUGAAGUUCAGUGGAGUGUUCGCUGAAAAUGGAGAAGAUGACCAUGGAAAGGAGCUCUUUAACAAAAAGGGUGUGAACGAGCUCAUUUCUGAAAGCAUAACCCAGAACCCUGACGAUGUCGUGGAGGCAUGUUGCUCUGACAUGGCCAUCACAUACAGCGGCAUGUCCCCCAGCCAGAUGCAGGUCAUGAUGUACGGAGUUUACAGGCUGAGGGCAUAUGGACACAACUUUCAUGACUCUUUAAUGUUUUUACCUCCAAAGAACUCGGACAAUGACUAAUCACUAACACUGACGCUACUGCUCUGCCAAAAAUGUUGUAUAAUGGACAGUGCUAAAGCGCACAUAGCGAGAGGAUCAAUGGAUCAAUCCACAUAAACUGUUAGUUAAAAGAAAUGUGGUAAAGCAAUUUUUGUCAAGUAAAGUUAAAUAAUGCUCUUAGUUAGCAUUAUUCAACUUUAUUAUGGCUCCAAGAGAGUCACGUGCCUGUCUCAACUUAGCUUGGUGAAAUGUUUCUUCUUUUCCUCUUUGACAAAUUGUGGGGGAUUUUUUUUUAAUCCAGUGAUUAUGCUCUGUACACACUGCAACUCUGACCAGGAUGAAGCAAUUACUGAAGAUGAAUGAAUAUUUUAAAAAGUAUUUUUAUAGCUAGGGGUAGGAAAUGAAUCUGCCAACAAGAUCAGAAACCCAAAGACACAUUACAGCAUAUAUUGGGCUAUACUUGGGCACCUAGAAAUAAUCUUUAUAAUUGCGUUAUUUCUAAAUUGUUUACAUUAGUCUUAUACAGUAAAUAAUGGUGAAUGGAUGAGUAUUAAUGCGUAUUAAUGAAAUAAUGUUGUCUUAUUGAAGCACUAUGUACGGCAGUGAUUAACUUGAUUUCAUUGUUCCUGCACUUGGUUACAUCCAUAGGACCAUCAGAAAUUGUUUUACGUUUUAAAAGAUCAAAUGCUGUUUUAGCAGUGCUGAAUUAGCACUGUAAUGAGGAUGAUACUUUGUUAUUCUGUUUAAAGCUAUGUUUCUGUUUUCAUGAAAAUAUAUUUUGGCAGAGGUUUAUUCUAUAUAUGUGGGUAAAAAGAGAUUUCAUGGGGCAUUGGUUUCUUUUCAUUGGAUUCUACUGGAUUUGUUUGAUCAUUGGUUUCUGAUUAUCAGUGAAACGUGUUAACGUUGUGUUGUUGGGGUAUUGGAAUAUUAUUAAAAUAAAGCUCAAAUUCUCAUUCUUAUUUUACAAAAA